Messenger RNA from Penicillium odoratum, 354 nucleotides. Its product is annotated as hydrophobin family protein. NCBI's taxonomy places the organism in Eukaryota, Fungi, Ascomycota, Eurotiomycetes, Eurotiales, Aspergillaceae. Gene Ontology annotation, cellular component: fungal-type cell wall. The transcript is spliced from 3 exons. The record is from RefSeq and is a predicted model, not a curated record. Gene Ontology annotation, molecular function: structural constituent of cell wall. Bases 1 to 354 code for a protein of 117 amino acids.
AUGUUUUGUGCCGCCGCGUACUGCUCACCAGCCAGUCCAACUCCUGAGCGAGCGUCCUCUGCCUCGCCAGCGUCAGAGUGCAACGUCGGGAAACAGGUUUGCUGUAUCUCGUUGCAAAAAUCCAAUGCUCCUGGGGUUCCUUCUCUUGUUCAGUCUCUUGGAUUGAGCCUUGUCGAUAAGGCUAUGAUCGGGUUUGACUGUUCUCCUCUCGCGGCUGCCGUUGCUGGAGGGUCAAGCUGUAGCCAGCAACCCGUGUGCUGUGACCACACUCAAUUCCGGAAAUGGCUAACCUCGAUGGAAAUGAAGAACGGGCUUGUGAAUGUUGGAUGUGUUCCGUUGAAUGUAGCCGUAUAA